CGUGUAUAAGGAGGAAUUCGGCUUACUUGCCCUGUCAGUUGUGCAGAAUUAAACUCGGAUUGUUUUUUUCCUCUUUUAUAAUGGUCGGAUAAUAAACCACGCGAGAGAUAAAGAUGGAGGGCUGCUCAGAGGCGGACAGUGUGGACAUGAGGCGUGAGCACUGGAAACUCCUGUCCAACCUGAAGACGACCGUCGAAGGACUUCUAUCUACGAAUAACCCGAAUGUUUGGUCUCGCUAUGGAGGACUGCAGCGACUUCACAAAGACAUGAGCAACAUCCUGAGUCAUGGCCUUAAACAUGAACAGGUGUACUAUAAACAGAAGGAUUACUGGCGCUUUGUGUGGUGUCUGCGGUCCAUCAGCCCCAACCUCGCUCCUCAUGUAGAACAGUUCAGUCAGAUGGAGCCGGUGUUAAGCAGCAGUGUUCAGUGUGAGAGUGAUAAAGCCGAGCGUUGGCUCCUCCACAGUCUGCAGAGUCACACGCUCUCUGUACAGCUAAAGCCCUUAAUCACACACCACAACACCACCCGCAAGUACUAUACAGAUGAAGCAUUUCUCUUGAGUGAGCUGCAUGUAGCGGCCAUGUUUCAGUGUUUAGAGGCGGUGGAGCAGAAUGACGCACGGCUGCUUGCCCUUAUCAACACUGCUCGCCUGUGUCACUUGAAGGGGUUUGUUUCUUUGGAUCUGCUCACCACUCAGCAUUGUGUGCUGCCUGGAGUUUCCAUACGUCCACACGCAUCAUCCUGCUUGUCAUUUAGAGACACUCAGACUUCGUACACUGAGAGGAGUACAGCAGUGUCUGUGAGUGCCUUGGGGGCUCCAUGGGCAUGUUUGAGUACAGACCAAAGCAUCUCGGACCCAAUGUUGACUCAGAAUUCUCAGACUGACUCUACCCAUCUCGUUAACUCUGCUUCAUCUGAGGCCGGAGACUGUGAUGGUGAUGACGGUCCAGAGUAUCUUGCCAUCGGGAACCUGGGGAGGCGAAACCGUAGAGGUUCUAGCAUCGCGCCACAAAUCACCGAGCACGCUCCAACCAAAGGGCUUGCCCCCGAAGCUCCGCCCCAUUCCCAAAGACGCAGCAGUUUUUCCGAGAUGGAAAGGGGAAAGAGACGGAGCAGGGGUCACACAAGGUCACUGUCUGACACAGGGGUCAUGCAGAAACAUAAACAAGAGUCUGCUGUAGAUGGGAAGUGUGUGACUGGAUUCGGGCCCUUCUCUUCUCACAGCAGCGACAGCAGUCACAGUUCUCUAUACAUGGAAUCGGGAGGUCUUCAGUAUAGUAGUGUGUCUGAUGGAUUGUUCCGGAAACCGUCAGAGGGUCAAAGUCUUAUCAGCUACCUGUCAGAGCAGGACUUUGGCAGCUGUGCAGAUCUGGAGAAGGAAAAUGCACACUUCAGCAUCUCAGAGUCUCUAAUUGCAGCCAUCGAGUUGAUGAAAUGUAAGAUGAGAGCAGAGGAGGCAGAGGAGGACGGAGACAGCGACUCUGAGAUUCAGCAGCUCAAACAGAAGAUCCGUUUGCGCAGACAGCAGAUCCGUCGCAGCCGCCUACAGACACCCAGCUCUACACACCCCACUCAUCCCUCCACAGACAGUAGUGGAUCAUUGCAGAGCUCCAUGAAUUCCCUGCUUCACUCUGACUCUGGAUCAGCUGAUGAGUUGGAAAACACUUUGUUGAGAGAUGCAGAUGUUAAACAGAGCACAACUUUGAGUGGCAGGUCCUUCAUCAGCUCUGAGUCUGUAUCUCACUGGUUGUUGCAGUCGAACAGUGCUGAGUCUGUUGCAAUGGGGCUGCUGCGUCAGUUUGAGGGUCUACAGCUUCCUGCUGCCUCUGAACUUGAGUGGCUUGUCCCUGAACAGGAUGCUCCUCAGAAGCUGCUGCCGAUGCCUGACUCAUUGCCGAUCUCUCCGGACGACGGUGAACACGCUGAUGUGUAUAAACUCAGAAUCCGAGUGAGGGGAAAUCUAGAGUGGGCGCCCCCGAGACCUCAGAUAAUCUUCAACAUCCAUCAUGCACCCAAGAGGAAGGUGUUGGUGGCGAAACAGAAUUACAGGUGUGCAGGAUGUGGAACUCGUAUUGACCCAGAUUACAUUAAAAGGCUGCGUUACUGCGAGUACCUAGGCCGGUAUUUCUGUCAGUGUUGCCAUGACAACGCAGUGGCCGUAGUGCCCGGACGCGUCCUGUGUAAAUGGGAUUUUGGUAAAUAUUAUGUCAGUAACUUCGCCCGAGACCUGCUGGGAAAAAUUGCUCAGGAUCCUUUGUUUAACCUCCACGCCAUCAACAGCGGCUUGUACAAGAAAGUGAAGAACCUGGAGGCCGUCCGGGUAUUGAGGCUGCAGCUCUUCCACAUGAAGAAUCUCUUUAAAACCUGCCGAAUAGCCAAAGAGCUCAACAUUCUACAACACUUUGAUUCGGUUCCUGCGCACCUAACUGAGGAUCUCCACCUGUUCUCUCUAAAUGACCUGAUGGCCGUACGCUCAGGUGACCUCGCACCCAGACUGCGUGACCUUGUGCGGGUGGGGUCAGAGCAUGUUGCUUCUUGUGUGCUUUGUCAGGCAAAUGGAUUUGUUUGUGAGUUUUGUGGGAAUGAUAAAGAUAUCAUCUUCCCCUUUGAGCUGAACAAGUGUCGUCGUUGUGAGGAAUGUAGCGCAUGUUAUCACCGCUCGUGCUUUAAGAACAAGAGUGUGUGUCCGCGGUGUCUCCGCUUGGCCGAGAGACGGGAGAGAAUGAACAGCUCAAAUUCAGCGGAGGACGAGGGGCAAUAACACACACAGACACAGACGCGCACACACACACAGACAUCACUACUUUCUAUUAAAUGUAUAAUAUGUAAUUUUCACUACAAAAAUGCUGAUUCUGGCCAUUUUGAUAAAAAUCUUUAUUUUUUUAUUUUCAUAGAUUUUUAUAUAUCACACCAGAAAUCAGCAUGUUUAAAUUAUUUUUUCUUUUAUCUUUCUGUCAGUGUGUGCAAGCGUGCCUGUGUUCGUGUGCUGGUCUGUGCGUGUGCAUGCGUGUGUGUGUGUGUGUGUGUGUGUCUGGGUUUAAUCAGGUAACAAAAGUCUCACUAAUGUCUCUGCACCAGGUGCAUUCUGGGUAAUAUAAUAAAAAUCAGGCUUUUUGUUUAACCAGUAUUAAAGCCAAAUAACAAAUCACACACACAAUUUUCUAUACAUUCUAAUCUUCAGUCUAUGACUGAGUGUGUAAAUAACCUCAUAUUUUAAUGACACCACUGUGUGUGUGUGAUCUCAGCUUUCCAUUAACCUGAUGCUAACAUCUCUUCCUGUCAUACAGACCAAUUUGUGUUAAUUUUUUAAUUUAAUUUAAUUUUGGUAUUUAGCCUUGGUGAGAGCUUUCACUCUCGGUCUUCCUUCUGAUACUCUUAACUUUAUCCUAAAAGAUUUUUCUUUUAGAAAAACUAAAAUUAAAAUGCACUACUGAGAAAUUGUAUAUGAAAGUUAAAUGUGAUUAUAAAUUUCCGAUUAAAGACAUUCUGACUGUU
Messenger RNA from Clarias gariepinus (North African catfish), 3496 nucleotides. It is a transcript of the gene rubcn, whose product is annotated as rubicon autophagy regulator. NCBI's taxonomy places the organism in Eukaryota, Metazoa, Chordata, Actinopteri, Siluriformes, Clariidae. The coding region runs from base 114 to 2762 and encodes 882 amino acids. The transcript has 20 exons. Gene Ontology annotation, molecular function: phosphatidylinositol phosphate binding. Gene Ontology annotation, biological process: negative regulation of endocytosis; negative regulation of autophagosome maturation. The record is from RefSeq and is a predicted model, not a curated record. Gene Ontology annotation, cellular component: late endosome; early endosome.